Messenger RNA from Wallemia ichthyophaga EXF-994, 1101 nucleotides. RefSeq names its product putative glycosidase CRH2. Gene Ontology annotation, molecular function: glycosyltransferase activity; hydrolase activity, hydrolyzing O-glycosyl compounds; chitin binding. Gene Ontology annotation, cellular component: fungal-type cell wall. Bases 1 to 1101 code for a protein of 366 amino acids. The transcript has 3 exons. Gene Ontology annotation, biological process: fungal-type cell wall organization; carbohydrate metabolic process. The record is from RefSeq and is a predicted model, not a curated record. NCBI's taxonomy places the organism in Eukaryota, Fungi, Basidiomycota, Wallemiomycetes, Wallemiales, Wallemiaceae.
AUGUACAACGCUAAACGCGCAUUUUCAUUAGGAGCUCUAUUUGCACUCGCAGCAACGACGGCAGCAGCCAAUGGUGGUAGUUGCAGUGCAGCUACAGGUCUGACCUGUCCAACUGAUAUACCGUGUUGCUCAGAAUUUGGUCAUUGCGGUGACACUAAUGCACACUGUCGCUUUGGGUGUGAUCCACGCGUAUCUGCUCAAGACGCUUGCGAGAACGUACCCAUGUGUAAGAAUCUCAAUAUCAACGCAUUUGAUAGACUUGCUUGGAAGGGUAUUAUGCAGAAUCCAGAUGAAUACCAUGGAGAAGCAGAUGAAUACGAUUUCACUCUCGACAAAGGAGAUAUAGCUAGAGAAGAUAACAUGUUGACAAUGAUAAUGACAGAGGAUAAUAAGGGUACGAAAUUGAGCUCAACAAGAUACAUGCUUUACGGAGAGUUUAACGCUAGAAUGAAAGUUACAGGAAACCAGGGCGUUAUUUCUACUAUGAUCUUAAUGUCUGACAUUCAUGAUGAGAUCGAUUGGGAGUUUGUUGGUGCAAAAACUGGAGAAGGCCAGUCCAAUUACUAUUUCCAAGGUGAAACAGAUUACACCAAGGGCGAUACUCACGACUUCCCUCAUCCUGAUGAGCGGUUCCAUGACUUUGGUUUAAAUUGGACGGAAGAAAAACUCGAGUGGAAGAUUGAUGGUGUUGUAGUGCGAACACUCAAUAAAGCUGACACUAUGGGAUGGGAUAAGGUGCCACACUACCCAGCUUCACCUUCGAGAUUACAAUUUUCAGUCUGGCCAUCUGGGAUUGAGGAUGUGUCACCGGGAAGCUAUGAGUGGGGCGGUGGAGCUAUUCACUGGGAUGAAGGUCCAUUCAAGGCUACGAUUCAAUCGGUAUCAAUCAAGUGCGCUGACUCUCCAACCAAUGUAGGACCAGACGAUGUGAGCUGGAAGUACACAAUGAGUGAAGGCAAUGCAACAUCACUCGGACAAGCAUCAUUCCAUCCAACUUCUGAGCCAUACAAGGCAAGCAGCGGCGGGUUAUCUCUCCACGUUUCAUCACCUUUCACACUUAUGGCCACACUCACAUUCGCUUUGGUUUAUUGUACUUUUUAG